AUGGUAUUAAAGUAUGUUCAUCAUUCUCGUCGUUUUGAUGAUCAUCGACAAUUAACAGCUGUCUACAAUACAUUUUCUCAUUCAUCAUUAUUACCAUUAAAUAAAGCUGACUAUUCAACAAAUAAUUAUCGUAAAACAUCAAUUUUAUAUCCAUCAAAUAUUUCACUAAAAAAUUCUUAUUCAUUUUCUUUACGUCGUCAUAGUCGUUCUUAUAUUCAAAAACGUAAAGUAACAAUUGUAUUAAUAUGUUGUUUAUUUGUUGCAUUAUUAUUAUGGACUCCUCAAAGUUUAUCAUUAACAUAUGAAACAUUAAUUGAAAGUUAUACAGAAAUGUCAUCGGAACGUCGAAUUAUAUUACUUAUUUUUAAUAAUUUUGCAAAUUUAUUUCUUUGUAUAAAUGCUUCAAUUGAUUUUAUACUUUAUUGUUUUUUAUCUGAAAAAUUUGCUCGUACAUGUCGACAAAUCAUUUGUCGUUCAUGUUCAAAUCAUGAAGUAAGUUCUUAUCAACGUUCACGUAUAAUGUCACUUGAUCGUACAUCAUUUAUUUUAACAAAUUUAUCAAAUAAUAUUUAUCAACAACAACAACAACAACAACAAUUAACAAAUAAUAGAACAAACAAUUAUGAUACACAAUUAUAUCAUUUUUAUCAUCAUUCAUUAACAAAUCAAAAAAAUAAAAACUCGAAAAAAAACUUGGUCCAAACAUUAACACCAAAUAAUAAAAUUAAUAAUCAAGUUUUUUAUCAUACAUCAUUAAUAAACACAAAGAAAAAAAGAUUUUCAACCAUUUAA
Rotaria sp. Silwood2 is the source of this 792-nucleotide messenger RNA. The record is from the annotation of a GenBank genome assembly. Lineage: Eukaryota; Metazoa; Rotifera; Eurotatoria; Philodinida; Philodinidae.